CGUCACUUCCGGAACGCUUCCUUCGCGGAGCCUUGUGGGUAGGCGGCCGGGGUCUCCUGGCGACGACGAUGGCGGGGGAUGUGGGCGGUCGCAGCUGCACGGACUCGGAAUUGCUGCUGCAUCCGGAGCUGCUGUCUCAGGAGUUCCUUCUCCUCACUCUAGAGCAGAAGAACAUAGCUGUUGAAAAUGACGUAAGAAUAAACAAAGACAAUCUUACUGACCUUUAUGUCCAGCAUGCAAUACCAUUGCCUCAGAGGGAUCUGCCAAAGAAUAGAUGGGGAAAAUGAUGGAAAAAAAAGAGAACAACAUGAAAUAAAAAUGAGACUAAAAGGAGUAGCACUGUAGAUGGGUUAAGGAAAAGACCCCUCAUUGUAUUUGAUGGAAGUUCAACAAGUACAAGCAUAAAAGUGAAAAAGACAGAGAAUGGAGAUAAUGAUCGACUCAAGCCUCCCCCUCAGAACCAUGACUUAACGCAUAGGAAAAGUCCUUUGGGCUCCGUGAAGUCACCACCUUUGUCCCCUGUUGGAACUACUCCAGUGAAGUUAAAGCGAGUUGCUCCUAAAGAAGAAGCAGAGGCCAUGAAUAACCUGAAACCCCCAGAAGCAAAGAGAAAGAUACAACAUGUCACAUGGCCGUGAAGGAAAGUUUCCAAAAAUGUAAAUAUAACUGUAACUGUAGUUUUUGAAACAAGUUCAUAUAUGUUGACAGUAUUUACAGAGAUCCUGAUUAUUGUGGAAUUUUCUUAAGAGGUUUAAAAAUAGGUUCAGAAAAAUAAAGCAUUUCUUUUCCUUCC
This is a messenger RNA of Microcebus murinus (gray mouse lemur), 793 nucleotides long. RefSeq names its product chromosome 3 C2orf49 homolog (gene TSLIG2). Gene Ontology annotation, cellular component: tRNA-splicing ligase complex. NCBI's taxonomy places the organism in Eukaryota, Metazoa, Chordata, Mammalia, Primates, Cheirogaleidae. The record is from RefSeq and is a predicted model, not a curated record. Gene Ontology annotation, biological process: embryonic morphogenesis.